Molecule: messenger RNA, 1605 nt
Organism: Fusarium subglutinans
Lineage: Eukaryota; Fungi; Ascomycota; Sordariomycetes; Hypocreales; Nectriaceae
Exons: 2
Coding region: 1-1605 (534 amino acids)
Source: RefSeq, a predicted model, not a curated record
AUGGGACGCGAAGACGCUCCGCCCCCCGCCGUACAGGCAGUCUUUGAUGAGAAUCAACAGAUCAUGGAUCUCAUCGAAGAGCUUGCAGCAGAGAAACAGCACAGCAACAAGGCCCAGCGCAACGACAAGGCCCAGCUGCAACACAUUCUUGACAAGAUCUACAGAAAUAUCGCCAGAUACGGUGAUGUCUUUCCCAAGUACGGGCAACAUAAAGAAGCUUAUUUCUACGACUAUGAAGUCGACACAACGGAUGAUGAUGAUAUGCUCAAAACGGAUGAGAACCUUGCCGAACUAUAUGAGCUUUGCACAGAGGCUGAUGAUGUUCUCCUUGGCGCCCUGCGCAAGUUAUGGAUCUGUAGCGGACAGACUGAAUACUUUGACUGGGUUUUCACAAACCAUCAAAUUGAUAGACCGAUUAGCCAGUUGGAUACUGAACUCGCCGUGUGCCUCUCACUCGAAGAGUAUCAGCGCCGCUCUAGUAAAGGGCUGCAGGGAGACCAGUAUUGCUCUUCAGAACCAGACGACGAGAAGAACCUCAAAGGAACGGGCUUGGAUCCGAAUUUUAUCUUGCAGAGGAUGAAAGGAGACGCCAAACCGAUCACAACUGCCAUUUCCUACGAGAUUGACUUUCUAGACGACGGACGGGAUUAUAUAACUGAUUGGGUUUGCGUCUUCCGCCGAUCUUGGCAGUUUUCCCUGGACGCACAGCAGAUCACGGAAGGAAACCUCGGUAAACAACGACAAGAACUCCUGAACACGAUUUUACUCCGUCACCGCAUCCCGCGAGAGAUUCACAAGGAGAUUGCAUCUUAUCUCACUGACCGCGAACCAUUCCCUUACCUCAAGAAAUUCGACAUUGGCGCAGCUUACACUCCAUUCCCUACAGUCGGUGGGAGAUGUCUUGAGUGUGAGCAUCUGGAUGAGACCUCGGUCAUCAAGCGCACGUGCCCUCAGACAGGGCUACACAUCUGGAACCUCGCGUUGCGACGCUUCCACAGUUUUCAUAAGAAUGCCUUCAACCAAUGGUCUCUGUGUAGUCACGGUAGUGAUUGUAAGGGUCACCACGACGGCAGCGAUCACAGCUGGGCUGUCCUCAGAGAUCCAGACUUCACUCUGUUCAUUGAAAAUGAAGCUGCUCGAGGCAAUGAUGAGUUCAUAUCCCUGGAUCAAGUUGGCUUUGGCCCUGCUCAGCAAAUUUGUCUCAACAAAGCGGAGGAUGAGAUUCGAUAUAAACAGCUUCAUGAUGGACCCAUGAUCUACUCUGAAACCCAUCGAGACUGGAUAAUGGCAGGUGGUCUGGGUGGCCUAGUAGACACCAUGCUCCACGGGAGAGUGCUGCUGAAGGCAUGGAGUGAAGGACACGAUGAAGACCGUCAAGACGCUGGAAAGACUAUUAACAUGAGAACCGCCAACUGGGCUGUUGGCCGGAACUUGCUCGUGCAGAGAGCCGCAGAGUUGGCGGUCAUAGACCUCCACUCGUGGCCUGGGCGAUGCGAGUGGUGUCCCGGCAAGGAACACUUUGACGGGCCAGUUGCUCCCGCCUCUUAUCUCCAUGAGACCAUUCGCUCCAAAAACACCAAACCUAAGGGACGAAAGAAGACUUAG